UUCCGGAGUUUGGCUGUCAUGGCCGAAAAAAGUCGUUGGUUUUUGCUCGUUAGCUGCUGUUUCAUUAGUGUGCAAAGUGAAGCAGAAGUUGUGCCGGAUAUUUUGAGUACAAUUAAAUGUCCUCUGAAAGUGACACUAAUGACCUGUUGGGAUUAUUCGGAAAAAGUUAAAUAUUUCAAUGCCCUGAACGAUCGAUAUUUGACUUCAUUCUUCGACGAUCACAUCAGCCAGUUUGUGGAGGACAUUAACGACCAUCAAACUUUCUUAAUUGUGGAUAUCAACUGUCCUAAUACGAGGCAUCUGUUGGCAGCUGCUGGCAAACUUCUGUAUAUCAAAUAUCGAUGGCUUAUAUUGAACACGGGAUUGUCAGAGAUGAACCAUCUGAGUCCAGAAGAGCAGAAGCAAUUAUUUCUGGAUAAACUAGUAGAUUUACCAUUACUGAUAAGCAGUGAGAUAUUUUUGUUGAUCAAAGAACAGGAUGGCCUCUAUCGAAUUGGGCAGAUUUUCAAGCAAUCGACGGACGCUCCAUUAGAUGUUGAACCGCUCGGAACGUGGAGCAAUGGCAGUAUGGUCGAUAACCGGAGGACUCAAGUUACUUCGAUUCGUAGGCUAAACCUCAAUGGUCAUACACUGAAGGCAUCGCUGGUGAUAACCAACCCGGACACGUUGCAUCAUUUGACGGAUUACAAAGACAAACACAUCGACACCAUAACCAAGGUGAACUACAUCCUCACCAACUGUCUGGUGCAGUACUACCUGAACGCUAGGGUCAACUACUCGAUCGUGUCGACCUGGGGCUAUUUCAACACCACCACCAAACGCUGGGAUGGCAUGAUUGGUGAACUGUCCCAAAAUGUUGCCGACUUGGGGGCAUCGCCGCUCUUCUUCACCACCGACCGAAUCGCCGUGAUCGAGUACGUAGCAAUGACUUCAGCUACCCGGUCCAAGUUCAUCUUCCGCUCGCCGAAGCUGUCCUACACGGAAAAUGUCUUUCUUCUGCCGUUUGAUGACCUUGUCUGGAUCUGUACCGCCAUGGUGAUCUUUCUAGCAUCAUGCCUGCUAGUGAUCACCGCUCGAGCUGAAUGGAGAGUCCCACUCACGGUAGACGAUCCGAGCGAUGGCAGUAUUCUGCGAGCCAGUUUACGCGAUACAUUGCUGAUGAUCUACGGUGCCACGUGUCAACAGGGAUCCUCCACGUUGCCACGCAGUUUCUCGGCCCGAACGAUCACCAUGAUCACCUUCACCGUGCUGAUGUUCCUCUACGUUUGCUACUCGGCCAACAUUGUGGCCCUUCUGCAAAGCCCGUCGACCAAGAUACGCACCUUGGAAGAUCUUUUGGCGUCCCGGUUGAAGUUCGGAGCUCACGAUACAGUGUUCAAUCGGUACUAUUUUACCCAUGCUACGGAACCGACGCGACAGGCCAUCUACGAGCGGAAGAUCAAGCAGCAGGAUGGCUCAGCCAACUUCAUUAAUCUGGAACAAGGAAUUGAUCGGAUUCGGAGAGGGCUGUACGCAUUCCACGUGGAACAAGGCGUCGGAUACAAGGUCAUUAGUGAAACCUAUCAGGAAGAUGAGAAAUGUGGCCUUCAAGAGAUACAGUAUCUGCAAGUCAUCGAUCCGUAUUACGCCAUCCAGAAGAACUCCUCGUUCAAAGAGCAUAUCAAAAUAGGUCUGUUCCGGCUCAAUGAACACGGCAUCCAACAUCGUGAAAACUCCAAUCUAUACACCAAAAAGCCAAAGUGCACCGGCGGUGGGGGAAAGUUCGUCCCGGUCAGCUUGGUGGACACGGAACCGGCAAUACUGGUUAUCGUUUGGGGAACCGGAUUAGCUGCAGCGAUUUUCGUCAGCGAACUGGCUUGGGUGAAAGGCAUGCGGAAGUAUCGCGACUGGAAAGGGUCGCACGUUGUGAAAAUGGUGUACACCGACUACAUAGAUUGACUUGUUUAACUCUGCUCGUGCUCUAUGUCCUGCACAUGCAGCAAACUCAUCGUUUCACAGUUUCUGCUAAUUCAGAUUGUUCAUUCUAUGACCUAUAAACUGCACGUAUACAGUAGGAAAGUCAUGGUCGUAGCCAGGAUUAUCUUAAUGGGGGCAACCGACCUUGAAGACAUAAUUUACCCAUUCGAGGCAAAAUUACAAUUUUCGGCACUUUCCGAAUCCAAAGUCUACGACACUGGUUGUAUUAUAUGCU
Aedes aegypti (yellow fever mosquito) is the source of this 2191-nucleotide messenger RNA. It is a transcript of the gene Ir75h, whose product is annotated as glutamate receptor 2. NCBI's taxonomy places the organism in Eukaryota, Metazoa, Arthropoda, Insecta, Diptera, Culicidae. Gene Ontology annotation, cellular component: membrane. The record is from RefSeq and is a predicted model, not a curated record. Gene Ontology annotation, molecular function: ligand-gated monoatomic ion channel activity. The transcript is spliced from 4 exons. Bases 19 to 1938 code for a protein of 639 amino acids.